Messenger RNA from Thunnus maccoyii (southern bluefin tuna), 10457 nucleotides. RefSeq names its product ATM serine/threonine kinase (gene atm). Bases 224 to 9496 code for a protein of 3090 amino acids. The transcript is spliced from 63 exons. NCBI's taxonomy places the organism in Eukaryota, Metazoa, Chordata, Actinopteri, Scombriformes, Scombridae. Gene Ontology annotation, molecular function: protein serine/threonine kinase activity; protein binding. The record is from RefSeq and is a predicted model, not a curated record. Gene Ontology annotation, biological process: DNA repair.
GGCGGGAAUUUCCUGCGUGGUCUGCGUGAGUGGGAGUGCGUGCGUGUGUCUCUGUUCACAACACGUCAAAAUUGCAAAGUUGUCAUGAGGAGUACAGCAGGCUCUCUCAGCACUGUAACACCUGCAUGUGUGUCACCUCUAACUACAGUCAACACAGUCAUCAGAGGUAGAAUAAUCUGCUCUACUUGGAUGAAAGCUGGGUCUGUAUCCACUGUGUGGCACCAUGAGUCUGGCUCUUCAUGAUCUGCUGAUGUGCUGCAAGGGGCUGGAGAGUGACAAAUCCACAGAGAGGAAGAAAGAAUCUGAGCACUUCAGACGGCUCCUUCGAACUCCAGAGAUCGUGCAGGAGUUGGAUCGCACCUCAGGACCUAAAGCUAAAGGCUCCAAGCAACUCACGUGGGAUGCUGUUUUCAGGUUUCUGCAGCGUUAUGUCCAGAAGGAGACAGAAAACAUUAAAUCAAGUAAAUCCAACGUCACAGCAUCGACGAUGGCCAUGCGCCAGAAGAAGAUGGCUGAUAUGUGCAGUUUGAUCAAAUAUUUCGUCCGCCACGCAAACAAACGCGGGCCACGUCUAAAGUGCAGUGAGCUGCUGAAACAUGUGAUGGAGGGGCUGCAGAAUUCAUUUAGCUGUUCAGCCUACGGAGAACAUUACAGCAGCCUCCUAGUAAAGGACAUCCUCUCUGUCCGCAAGUACUGGUGUGACAUCACUCCACAGCAGUGGCACAGUCUUUUGAACUUGUACUGUGACCUGUAUAACUCUUCAUCCAAGUCCAUCAACCGUGUCUUGGUGAGCAGAAUCAUCCACACGGCGGUGCAGGGCUGCUGUAUGCAGAGCGAUGGAUUCGACAACACUCUGUUCAGCUUCUUCUCCAAAGCAUUGCUUAACGCCAGGCAGGAGAAACACUUGACUGUUUUGGAGCACCUUGUCUCGGCUCUCAACAUCUUCUUGAGAUCCGCGGCUAUGAACUGUCGGAUGAGGGUGUGUCAGCUGGGAGAGGAGCUUCUGCCUUCUUUACUGUAUGUCUGGGCGGAUAUGAGGCCCAGUGCUGUUCUCAAAGAGGAGACUGUGAAGUUCUGCAACCUGCAGAUUUGUGUCCAUCACCCUAAAGGAGCCAAGACUCAGGACACAGGUGCUCAUGCUGAAGACUGGACGAAGUGGCGCAGUCUGCUGUACAACCUGUACGAUGCUUUAGUCAGAGAAAUCAGUCAUAUAGGCAGCAGAGGGAAGUACGUCACAGGCACAAGACACAUAGCCGUCAAAGACAAUCUCAUCGAGCUCACAGCUGACAUCUGUCACCAGCUGUUCAGUGACGACAGUGACAUCCAGAUCUUGGAGGUGACGCAGGCCUCCAUCAGAGCCACCCAGAUGGGCAGUCCCACCAGCAAGCGACGGCGCAUCGAACUGGGCUGGGAGGUCCUCCGGGACCAUCUGCAGUCUCAGCAGAGCGACUUUGAUAUCAUACCAUGGCUGCAGAUCACUGCAGUGCUCACCUCUAAGUACCCGUCUAUGGUGCCCGGCCGGGAGCUGGUCCCACUACUGUCAGUGUUGUACCAGCUCCUGGCAGAGCAGCAGAGAGGAGAGAGGGGGCCAUACGUGCUGCGCUGUGUGAGGGAGGUGGCCCGAUGCCAGGCCCGCUACCCGGAGAGGGCCCAGGUCUACAAGGCAGAGCUGGGCAGGCUGUGGGGUCGAGUGUGGGCCCUGGCGCUGCGAGGCGUCAGUUCACCCCAGACAGAGGCCCUCAGCCUGGACCUGCUGGCCUCCAUUGUCCACGGUGGACUGAUCAAUAUGGACAGAGAGUUCUGGAAGCUCUUCUCUGGAUCAGCGUGUAAACCGUCCCAGAGUGCUGCGCUCUGUCUAGCCCAGGCCCUGCUGAAGUGUCCGGUCCCUAAGAGUCUCAUCUUGAGCUCAGGCUGGGACUUUGCAGGGGUCACAGAGGGAUCUGGGUCACUCAACCUGAAGGAGACCCUCAUAGGCUGGCUUCUGAUGACAGAUCAGAGCGAUGAGAUGGAGGAUAGCUCCAGACCUCACCCCAUCGUCUGCAGAGAUUUUCCUCACAAUCUAAUCGCGAACAUCCUGGUCUCCCUGACUUUGAAAGACACCAGAGCUGGCCUGAAGUUUCUGCUGGGUGCUGACGGAGUAGAGAGUGCCUUUUUUCAAGAGCAAUCGCAUGAUACCAGAGACAACCUGGAGGAGAUUGAGAGGCUGCACCUGCAGUUCAGCUUCAACACACUGCCCUCAGAUAUCCGAGGGGGCGACGAGACGGUGAAAAGGACAUCGACUGACGGCCAGUUCACUGCUCUCCCUGGCCUCAAAAACAAGUUGGAGCAGUCUGUGCUUUGUGUGGCUGACAACCUGCUCAACUGCUACUCGCCUGAUUCUCAGUCCACCCCUCCAGAGUGUCUGGUGCGCUGUUUUAGUCUGCUGACUGGUGUUCUAGCAGGUUACGUCUCCACUGGGUUUCUGACUGAGGAGGAAGCUUGCCGCUCACAGCUCUUCACUAAAGCUAAGGCCCUGGCUCAGGACUUCAGCGGCUUUAUUUCGAGUGUGAAAGUGAAGAUGACAGAAGAAGGGACCAUGACCACGCUUAGGUCUGUCAUGAAGCUCUGCACACUGUCAGCCACAAGAAGAAACAAGGACGAUAUCUCCUCCUGUCUGUUCAUAAUGAUUCUGCCGUCCAGUCUCCUCAGUGACAUGGCAGAGAUCUGCAAACUCUUGGUUAGCAGUGUUUCUAAGAGAGUUAGUGUUGUGGAUGAAGACGAUCAUACGGAUGAUGACUGGGACAUGACCAGAACUCAACAAGGGGACGACAUUGACCUGUUUGAUGAUGAUGAAGAGUCUCACAGCAGCACCAACGGGAACCACAGACAGAAGGGAGAUAACACUGAUACUUCCUGCGGGCCAGGUGCAAAAAGCCUGUUAGCAGACGAUCUUCUGGCCCACCAGGACCUGGCUCUCCUUGCAAUCCUGGAGUUCCUGUGUGAGUGCGGCUCUGUCCAGCCCGUCCACGGCCAACUUUUCAAACCACAGGAGGUGCGGCGCCGGCUGCUGCUGCUGGUGGAGCAGAUCGACUUCAGCAAAGCCCUGCAUCUCAACAUGUAUCUCGUCCUGUUGAAGAAGCUUCCUGCUGAGGACACGCUCUCUCCAGAGGAGUUUGACUCGCUGCUCCGUCCUCUGGCGGACCUGUGUUCUCUUUACCGUCAGGACCAAGAGAUCUGUGCUGCUGUGCUUCUGGGUUUGUUGCCCUCCAUCAGGAGCCUUGGGAGGACCCAACACACACCAGAGGAGAUGAGACAUGUGCAGGGAUCCCUGCUACAAGUGGUGUCUGGGUUCUGUAUCCUGAGCCAAACAGGAAAAUGCAUGGCUACUGUACGAGCUGCUUUAGUGCAAUGUCUGGUCACCCUGCUGGAGUCUGACCCUUGUUGUAAGUGGGCAGUCCUGAGUCUCAGAGGGCCUGACAGAGACGAGGACCGUCCAGUGUCCGUCAUCCUUCCGUCUCACCUCGCAGAUGCCCAUCACCAAGUCCGUAUGCUUGUAGCCAUGUCAGCAGAGAGGUUGUUUCUAGAGAUGAAACAUGAACAUCCAGAUAGGAGGAAGAUGCUGCCAUUAAAACACCAGCAGGCAGCUUUUGAGAACGUUUACCUGAAAGCUCAGGAGGGAAUGAAGCUCCCGAAAAGCAGCUCCUCUGACGACCAGCAGGAUGAGAUGUUCAACCGCCAGGCCACCCUUUUGAAGAGUUUGUCUGUUGUGCUGUGUUGUAGUCCAGUCUGUGAAAAACAGUCCCUGUUUGCCCUCUUCCAGUCCUAUAAGGAAAACAGUAUAGAGGAACAGCUCAUUAAAAAGAUGUUGUGCAGUGUAUCCAGAACGCUGGGCUACAGGAGUGUGAAAACAUUUGUCAGCUCUCACCUGUACUACUUGGUAGCUGAGUGGCUCUCACAGAGACAGUCUGACGACCGCUACACUCUUGGAUCUUUCCCCUACACACUCCUAGACCACGACACAGUCAAAGAUUUCUAUAACUCCUCUUAUCAGGUGCUGAUCCCCCACUUGGUCUUCCUGGAUGACUUUGAGCAGGUGAAGUCUAUCGGCAGGUAUCUUGAGAAGGACUGGAAAGAGCUGUUGGCCGACUGCUUCCCCAAGAUCAUGGUCAACAUCCUGCCAUACUUCGCCUUGUCUGGCCAAGAUGCACAGGUCGCGGAGCAGAGAGAGAAGGCCCACAAGGUGUACGACCUGCUCAAAGAUGCCAACUGUCUGGGCAAACAGCAAAUCGACAGCCUGAUCCACAGCAACCUGGCGGACAUAGUAGUAGAACUGCUGAUGACUCUGUAUGAAGGAAGUGGAGCUGAAGGAGACAGAGAGGACCUGAAACGCUUUACAGGGGAACUGGACCCUGUACCAAACCCGCCAUACUUCAGCUCCUAUGUCAUCAAAGCUACACUGGACUACCUCAGCAAGUGUCACAGUGCCAACCACAAGUCACUGGUGGCCAUUCUGUCAAAAACCCCAAUAUCUAUUCAGAAGAUUCUGCUGGCAGUGUGUGAAAGGGCAGAUGAGACGACCAAUAGCUACGAACGCCACCGCAUCCUCCUGAUGUAUCACCUUUUUGUCAACCUGCUGCUCCGAGAGGUGAAGGAUGGUCUAGGAGGAGCCUGGGCCUUUGUCCUCAGGGACAUCAUCUACACACUCAUCCACCAUAUCAACAGCAGACCAGCUCAGUGUGAUGAGGUCUCUAACCGAAGCCUGUCUCUGUGCUGCGACCUGCUGACCUCUGUGUGUCAGGCAGCGCUGCAGUUCUGCGAUGACGCUCUAGACUGCCACCUACAGGUCAUUGUUGGGACUCUCACAGCUCAGGUGACGAGCCGGCCCGCGAUCUCACAACAGGUGCUCAGUCUGUUGCAGUUUCUCGUGAUAGAGAAUCAGCAGAAGUUGAAGGGAGCCAUCUGCAGGUUGGAGGCUUUUCCUGACCUCCCUGAAUUCAAAGAGCUGCGGUCUGUACAGCACAUGCUCAAAUAUAACAACGGGACUUUUACACUCAGACAGGAGAUAUCCCACUUCCUGUCAGUGACAUCCUGUGACUCCUUACCUCUGACCAGACUGGAGGGGCUAAAGGAGCUGACCAGACAGCUGCACGACAACAAGGGACAGAUCAGAGAGCUGCUCAAAGAGUGCCAUGCCGACCCUACUGAAAGUGUGCUUGUGAAACUGGUUCUCAGUCUGCUGCAGCUCUGUAAGCUGGCAGCCAACCACCCGGGGGGAGCUGAUAUUCUCGAGGCAGCAGGGAGCUGUCUGGGAGAACUAGGUCCAGUAGAUUUAUCCACCAUCGCCCUGCUCCACGGCAGAGACCCCCUCUAUGAGAAGGCUGUGUCUCUCUUCACCUCCACUGAGUCACAGUGUGUUUACAUCAUCCUCAACUGCAUGAACGACGCGCUUACUCAUCAACGUAUUGAGGUGAGGAAGGCAGCAGCUCAGUGUGUGAAGAACAUCCUCGCCACCCAGUCUGGAGUCGACUUCUGGGAGCAACACAAAGACAACAGAGACCCCAUGCUUGCUUACCUAAACCCCUUUAGAAAGGCCAAGAAGAAGGUGGCAGCUGUGAGUGCCGAGGAGAGUUUGGACGCCAAGGAGAAGCUGGAGAGCCAGGAGUUUUGGAUUCCUCAGGCGGGUGGCCACAAGGUCUGGCUGAAGGCUCUGUGCACCGCCCUGCUGGACAGCGGAGGAGUCAGGACCGAGGCUCUGCUACUGUCACGACCACUGUGUCUGGUGAGAGUGGACUGCUGUCAGAGGUUGCUGCCCCUCAUCAUCCACUCCAUCCUGCUGAACGAUUCAGAUGGCUCAUGGAGAGAGUUGCUCUCCUCUCACAUCCAGGACUUCUUCAGUUUUUGUUCCAGAAGUGCUCAGGCCUCCAGCCGCUCUGCCACACCCUUCAACUCCGACUCUGGUAAACAAAGUUCAGAGUCGGACAGUGCCAGCCAGGGCUUGUAUGACAAGGCCUCUCUGCGUACCAUGCUGGCAGUUAUCGACUAUCUGAGACACCAGCAGAGACCACUGGAGUCUGAUAGCACCUCCUGCGGCACAGUGUGUGACUCAAACUUCUGGCUGGAGCUGAACUACCUGGAGGUGGCCAAAGCUGCUCAGUCCUGCUCGGCUCACUUCACCGCUCUGCUCUACACUGAGAUCUAUGUCGACAAAAUCAAAGCUAACACGGAGGAAAGUCGCAGAACCAAGUCCAGAGCAACACGCAAGAUCAAUUUUGAGGAGAACAGCCAGAACUUCACCAUCUCCAGCCUGAUUGAGAAGAGCAUGGAAGACACUAAUAUCAGUCUGCAGGAGCUGUUGAUUGAAGUCUAUCGGAGCAUCGGAGAGCCUGAUAGUCUUUAUGGCUGUGGAGGAGAGACGAUGACAAGUCCACUGACAAGGAUUCGAACUUAUGAGCAUGAGGCCAUGUGGGGGAAAGCUCUGACCUCAUACGACCUUCACUCUACUCUGCCGGAGGUCACUCGCCAAGUGGGGAUCGUGGAGGGCCUCCAGAACUUUGGUCUGAGCAGCAUCCUCACUACCUAUCUGAGGGGUCUGGAGAGUGAAGGGAUGGAGUGGGGAGCUGAGCUGAGAGAGCUACGCUUCCAGGCCGCCUGGAGGAACACCCAGUGGGACUGCGACCUGUCAGAGAGGAGUGAAAAAUCCAAACCUGGCUUCCAUGAAUCAGUGUUUUGUGGCCUGCAAGCGUUAAGGGACAAAGAAUUCUCCGUACUUGAAGAAACUCUGAAACAGGCCAGGGGUGCAGAAGUGGAGGAGCUGUGCAGAGGCAGUCUAGAGGCCGUGUCUUCUCUGUACCCGGCCCUCAGGAACCUGCAGAGCAUCAGGGAGCUGGAGAGCGUCAAACAGCUCUUCUCUAGGCGCUUCUCAGAUGUUGCUCUGAGGGACGUUUGCAGCCAGUGGCGGCAGCAUUCCCAGCUGCUCACCGACAGUGACUUUGCAUUGGUGGAGCCCAUUCUGGCCGUUCGCUCUGUCGCCCAGAACACGCUGAUGUCCAAGGUGGGAGACGCCGAUGGCACCCAUUACCUCACCUCUGUGCUCACUGAACACCUGAUGGAGCUCUGCCGGCUGGCUCGUAAUGCUGGGAACACGCAGCUGGCAGAGCGGGCAGUGUUCGAGAUGAAGCAGCAUGGCGGUAGAGGGUCCUGGGCGUCAUCACCUGUAUUGUCAUGGCAACUGGAGGAGGCCCAGGUGUUCUGGGCAAAGGGAGAGGAAGGUCUAGCUCUGGGCCUGCUGAGACAGAUGAUAAACAACCUCGAGGAAAAGGUGGAUUUAAACCCUGCUCUGGCCCCGGUCUACACUGAGUGCCUCAGGCUGUGUGGUAACUGGCUGGCUGAGACCUGCCUGGAAAGUCCUGGAAUCAUACUUGAGAAGUACCUGGAGAGGGCGGUGGAGGUGAUUGAGGGUGAGUCAGGAGUGCAGGACUCCAGGCUGCAGAGUCAGCGGACUGAGGCCUUCCUGUCGCUGGCCCGCUUCUCGGACGCCCAGUACCAGAGUAUCGACAAAUACAUGAACUCCUCUGAGUUUGAGAACAAGCAGGCCCUGCUGGAGAAGGCCAAAGAGGAAGUGGACUUGAUGAAGGAACGUAAAGUAACGUCCAACAGGUACACAAUAAAGGUGCAAAGAGAGCUGGAGCUGGAUGAGAAGGCCCUGUCCAACCUGCAGGCAGACAGACAGCGCUUCCUGUGUAAGGCGGUGGAGAAUUACAUCCAGUGUCUGGAGCAAGGCGAGGAGCACGACACCUGGGUGUUCCGCCUGGCGUCGCUCUGGCUGGAAAAUGCCGACGUUAAGGCCGUCAACGACAUGAUGAAGAAAGGAGUGAAGAAGAUCCCCUCCUAUAAGUUUCUGCCUCUCAUGUAUCAGCUGGCUGCUCGCAUGGGAACCAAGAUGGCAACUGGCAUCACAGAGGAUGUGGGCUUCCAUGAUGUCCUCAGUGACCUGAUCUGCCGUUCAUCUCUCGAACACCCCCAUCACACGCUCUUCAUCAUCUUCGCCUUGGUGAACGCCAACAAAGACGAGAACUUUUGCAAAACCCGGCUGUCAAAGAGCGCUCCGCGGCAGCCAUCACCAUUUGACCUGGAGCGUUCAGAUGUGGCCCGCAAGAUCAUUAGUGCGAUCAGGAAAAAGAGAGGCCAGAUGAUCCGGGGGAUCGAGUGUCUCUGUGAUGCCUACAUCACUCUGGCUUAUAUGGACGCCAGCAAGCACAAGACUGAGAAGAGGGCUAUUCCGAUCCCUGCUGAUCAGCCCAUCAUGCAAAUCAAGGACCUGGACGAGGUUGCUAUCCCCACAAUGGAGAUCAAGGUUGAUCCAUCUGGUCGCUAUGACAACUUGGUGACUGUCAGAUCCUUCUUGCCCCACUAUCAUCUGGCCGGAGGAGUCAACCUGCCCAAAAUCAUCGACUGUGUCGGCUCUGACGGCAAGAGCAGGAGACAGCUGGUCAAGGGCCAGGACGACCUGCGGCAGGAUGCAGUGAUGCAGCAGGUCUUCAGCAUGUGCUCCAUGCUGCUGCAGCGCAACACGGACACUCGCAAGAGGAAGCUCAACAUCAGACGAUACAAGGUGGUGCCUUUCUCGCAGCGUAGCGGCGUGUUAGAGUGGUGCUCCGGCACGGUGCCCAUCGGAGAGUUCCUGGUGGAUCCCAGUAAAGGAGCCCACAAACGCUUCCGACCUCAAGACUGGACUAACAUGGCCUGCCGCAAGAAGAUGAUGGAGGCACAGAGGUUCGCAUUUGAUGAGAAGCUUCAGGUCUACAGCGAGGUGUGCAGGAACUUCAGGCCAGUCUUCAGGUAUUUCUGCAUGGAGCGAUUCCUGGACCCCGCGGUGUGGAUGGAGAAACGGCUGGCUUACACCCGCAGCGUGGCCACCUCCUCUAUAGUUGGCUACAUCGUCGGCCUCGGCGACCGACACAUCCAGAACAUCCUGAUUGAUGAGCAGACUGCUGAACUGGUGCACAUCGAUUUAGGUGUGGCCUUUGAGCAGGGGAAGAUCCUCCCCACCCCCGAGACCGUCCCCUUCAGGCUGUCCAGAGACAUCGUGGACGGGAUGGGCAUCACUGGAGUGGAGGGAGUUUUCAGGAGGUGUUGUGAGAAGACCAUGGAGGUGAUGAGGAGCUCUCAAGAAGCUCUGCUGACUAUUGUAGAGGUGCUGCUUUACGACCCCUUGUUUGACUGGACCAUGAACCCCCUGAAGGCCUUUUACCUGCAGCAUGACGAGCAGCAGGAGCUCAACGCAACGCUCAGCUCCGUGAUAGGAGGAGACGACUUAGACAACCACCGUAAAUCCAGUGACAGUCAGAGCUUCAACAAGGUGGCAGAGCGGGUGUUGCUGCGGCUGCAGGAGAAGCUGAAGGGGGUGGAGGAGGGCACGGUGCUCAGCGAGGGGGGACAGGUCAACCUGCUCAUCCAACAGGCCAUGGACCCCAAAAACCUCAGCAGACUCUUCCCGGGCUGGCAGGCCUGGGUGUAGAGGAGGAAAACUGAGGAAGAGUACACUUGGUCUGGUGAAGUUCCUCCUUCAAGCAACAAGUGUAUAAGUGAUGUUUUCAUUUCCUCCUUUAUAUUAUAGAUAGAGACAGCUUGUCAGUCUUUGCUUGUACCAGUCAAGUCAUUUUCAAAAUUGCCACAGAUGUCACCGCCCCAAAAAUAAUGCUGCUUUUCUGAAUCAUUGAAGGCAUGAUACUGUAUCACCACAUAGAGAGAAAAAAGUGGAGAGACACUAUGCAAAUGAGCUUCAGUGGGUCAAACUUAAAACAUGUUCCCGAAUUAGUUAUUUAUUCCUCUUUUAAUUCUGUGAAUAAAUGAAAGUUAUGUAGCUUUUAAUAGAUUAAGGCCACAGUUUUUAUAAACUUGUAUGUUAAUAGCAAAAAAACAUCAGAUAAACACCAUAUUGUCAUUUUGAUCAUUUUCUGACACCCUUUGCACUCAAACAGAAUAUGAAGUCCAUUUUAGAAAUUACAUGCAGUCAACUGUUGUUUUGUAGCAGUAAGCUGAAAAUUGCAAAAUCCUGAAGUGUAUUUAAAGAGAGCAAUGAACUGUGUGUGGCUGUGAUGAGUUCGGUUUAGGCAACGACAUGUUUGCUGUAACAGUUGUGAACAUUUUCAUACCAAUUAUCAUCUCAUGAUCAGUUAUCAUUAAUGAAUACCCAAGAAGACUUUUACAUAGAUACACAAUACAAUACAAUCCUUAUGAAUGAGCAACACACAUUUGAAAUAAAUAAACUGUACUUGAAAUGUCAUUGACUAACUCCUUAUCAGCAGCUGCUUAUUAAAACUUCUAUGCUUUUUAUAUUAUAUACAAAGUUUUUACCUGUUCAGCUUUAUACUUCUUUGUAUUGCUUCCUUGUUCUGUAAAAAGAAAACAUGCUGCUCUUGAACAUGAUUCCUGUGUCAUUAAAUAAAUAAAUAAAAUAAACACCAGUAAAGAAUGAA